AUGCGUGUGAAGGCGUUGGAGGGUGAACUGGCCGAUAGACAGCGUUCAAUUGACCGAUACGAGACGGAUAUAGAGGAGUUGAAGCGACGUAACCAGCUCGAGGUGGAUAGAAUCAAGGCCGAAAUCGCCAAUCUGCAUACGAAGUAUCAAAAUGAAGUCGACGACGAGCGGGAUCAAAAUGCCAAUACUUUGGAGUUGAUGCGCGCGGCCGAAGAAGACCUACGCGCGAAGUUGACGGCAGCCGAGAAACGCUUGCAAGAUAGUGUUGAACGAGAGAAGACGCUAGAGAAAGAGCGUGACGAUUGGGAGGCGAAAUAUGGUGAUGUGGCGAGAGAGUUAGAGAAGUUGAGGAACGAGAUAGAGGAUUUGAAGAAUGCGCACGAGAGAGAGCUAGAGAAGUGGAGAACGGACUGCGAGAGUGCGCAGAGCGAGCUGAAGACCGCCGAGCUGAACAACGAGACCCUGAAGAACCAGGUGGGCAACCUUAACGACCGAGUGACGUCAUUAAAUAAGACCAUCACCGAACAGACGACUCAGAUCCGAGAAUGUUAG
Anisakis simplex (herring worm) is the source of this 552-nucleotide messenger RNA. The record is from the annotation of a GenBank genome assembly. NCBI's taxonomy places the organism in Eukaryota, Metazoa, Nematoda, Chromadorea, Rhabditida, Anisakidae.